GAUGACGUGCGGGGGCCUGGCCGGGCGUCGCGGACUCUGGAGAUGGAGGAAAAGGAGCAAUUACGACGGCAGAUCCGCCUCCUGCAAGGUCUCAUCGACGACUACAAAAACCUCCACGGCAACGCCCCUGCCCCUGGUGCCGCGGCCACUUCCCGCUGGCAGCCGCCCGCUUAUAAUAGCAGCAGGGCCUUCGGCGCUCGCUACCCUCGUCCAGGCCGGAGGGCUUUCGCCCUCAACCAUGGAGCUGAAUGGCGCAAGAAAUACUCCCUUGUGAAUCGACCCCCAGGGUCCUUGGAUCCUGCUGGCGAAGGUGCUACACAGCCCUCCCUCAGGGCGGGGGGCAGCCAGGACCCGGACCCCCAGCAAUAUGUCCUGGAGAGGCAGGUCCAGCUCAGUCCUGAUCAGAACAUGGUCAUCAAAAUCAAACCGACAUCGAAGCCAGGCUCAGCAGGUGCCUCGGGGGUUCCGUGGGGCUCCCUGCAGGAGGACCAGGAUGCCCCCCGGAGUGACCCACGGCCUCGGGAAGGUGAGGGUGAGCCGCCUGGUGGGCAGCGACAGCCCUCCAGGCCUGCCCGGGCCAAGGGGAGCUGCAGCGCUGAGGACCCACUUCUGGUCUGCCGGAAGGAGCCUGGCAAGCCCCGGGCGGUGAGGCCUGCGAGCAGCGUGGGCGACAGCUCCCCGGAGCCCAGGCGGACGGUCAGCGAGAGCGCGAUCGUGGUCAGGGCCCGCUGCUUGCCCUCCACUCCACCCCCGCGCAGUGGCACCACCCUGGGUCGGAAGGGGGGCCCACCUGCUGGGGCCAGCUGUGCCGCACAGCCCCUUGGGGAUGGGAGAGCCAACGCCAGCUGCCCGGAGCCGCCAGCUGCCUCCGGUUUGGGGGCAACCCACGCCAGACCAGCCUCAGGCCCCAGGCAGACACGAGAGGCCUCGCACCUUGGGCCUUGUCGAACCAGCAAGUUCCAGAAGAGCAACUACAAGUGGGUGGCUACCUCAGUGAAGAGCCCCCGGGCCACUCGGAGGGCCCUCAGUCCACGGGCGGCUGCGGAGAAUGGGUGCAGGGCCCCUGUCAGCACAGCGGAAAAGCCUCAGCCCAGAGCCGACCUGGAUGCCAAGGCCCGGAAGCCGACCGCUCCCUCCGUACCCACGGCCUCCCCCAGCAAGUACAAGUGGAAGGCCUCCAGCCCCUCUGCCUCCUCGUCCUCCUCCUUCCGUUGGCCCUCGGAGGGGGGCAGCAAGGACCGUGCCUCCCAGCUCUCUCCCGUUCCAUCGAGGUCCCCCCCGGGGGGCCGGCCAGCAGUGGCGUCCAGUAGCCUGAAACCCCUCGUUGGCGAGACCUCGCUUUCAGCUUACAAAGUGAAGAGCCGAACCAAGAUCAUCCGGAGGCGGGCGGGUGCCAGUCUUCCUGGGGACAAGCAGAGCAGCCCCACGCCCGCCGCCUCUGCCAGGAGCCAGCUCAGUCCCCGCCGGCGGCAGACCCUCCUGGGGAAGACCAGCACCGCGCUCAAGAGGACGCCCCACAGGGCGCUGGCACCCACCGCCAGGCUCCGGCAGCACUGCCUGCCUCCCGGCCGCGCUCCCCUCCCCACCAAGGAAGCCUCCAGCCUGCAUGUCCCGCGGACCCCGCCCACUGGCAAAGUGAUCAAGACCCGCUACCGCAUCGUCAAGAAGACUCCGGCAGCUCCUCUCCCCGCACCCCUGGCCCCCCUCUCUGUGCCCUCCUGGCGGUCACGGCGGCUCUCCCUGUCCAGGUCCCUGGUGCUGAACCGCCUGCGCCCGGCAGCUGGGGGCUGGCGGGGCCGCGGCUACCGCUGCAUCGGAGGCGUCCUCUACAAGGUGUCGGCCAACAAGCUCUCCAAGACUGGCGGCCGCACGGGCGACGGGGGCAGUAGGCCCCUGCUGCGUGCAGCCCGCGCAGACCCGGCCAGCAGCUGCAGCCGCUCCCUGGCCAGCCGGGCCAUCCAGCGCAGCCUGGCCAUCGUGCGGCAGGCGCGGCGGCGGCGGCAGCGCCGGCAGGAGGAGGAGUACUGCAUGUUCUACACCCGCUUCGGCCGCUGCAACCGCGGCGAGCGCUGCCCCUACAUCCACGACCCCGAGAAGGUGGCCGUGUGCACCAGAUUUGUCCGGGGAACGUGCAAGAAGACCGAUGGGACCUGCCCCUUCUCCCACCACGUCUCUAAGGAGAAGAUGCCCGUGUGCUCCUACUUCCUGAGGGGGAUUUGCAACAACAGCGACUGUCCCUACAGCCAUGUCUACGUGUCCCGGAAGGCAGAGGUCUGCACGGACUUCCUCAAAGGCUACUGCCCGCUGGGCGCCAAGUGCAAGAAGAAGCACACGCUGCUCUGCCCUGACUUCUCCCGCAGGGGCGCCUGCCCCCGGGGCGCCCAGUGCCAACUGCUCCACCGCAGCCAGACGCGCUCCUGCCGGCGGGCAGCCCCGGAGCCCAGCACCGUGCCCCCCCGGAGCAGGGCCUCCUCCGGCCACGGCACCAGGAAGUCCUCAGCCGCCCAGCGCGCGCCCAGACAGCCCAGCGCCCCUGCCUCCGCCGGCUCGGCCUCCGUCCCCCGCCGGGGACCGCGGCCUCAGGCUCGCCCUCGUCGUCCAGGGCGCCCCCCCGCUCCUCCUCGUCCCCCUCGUCCCCCCCUCAUCCUCCGACUCCCCCCCUCGUCCCCCUCGGCCUCCCCAUCCCUCUCCCCGGACCAGGAGGCACCAUCUGGCCGGGAGGCCGCUGCCCCUGCGGUGACCAGCUCCAGCCGCCUUCCCAAGCUGCCGUCCUUCAUCUCCCUGCAGAGCACCCCGAGCCCGGGAGGAGCACCCCAGCCCCGGGCCCGGACGCCCAGGAGUCCCGCCGCCAAGGACUCAGGGCCGCCUCUGCACAUCAAGCCUCGGCUGUGAGGACCUGCCACUGCCCACCCUGGAGGGGCCGCCGUGGGCCUGUGCCAGCACCAUCCUCCUGCCUGGGCCCCACCCUGCCCGCCCUCCACGCCCUCAUCCCCAGCCACCCCCCAGGACCCAGCCCUGCCCGCCUCGAGGCGUGCCAGGCAGGGCUGCCCCACUGUGAGCACCCUCCCCAGGGUGCCGCGGGCCCUGGCGGGACGCCGUGCCCCACAAUAAAGGCUCU
Messenger RNA from Talpa occidentalis (Iberian mole), 3118 nucleotides. It is a transcript of the gene ZC3H3, whose product is annotated as zinc finger CCCH-type containing 3. NCBI's taxonomy places the organism in Eukaryota, Metazoa, Chordata, Mammalia, Eulipotyphla, Talpidae. The coding region runs from base 43 to 2892 and encodes 949 amino acids. Gene Ontology annotation, molecular function: metal ion binding. Gene Ontology annotation, cellular component: nucleus. The transcript is spliced from 12 exons. The record is from RefSeq and is a predicted model, not a curated record.